Molecule: messenger RNA, 1893 nt
Organism: Alosa alosa (allis shad)
Lineage: Eukaryota; Metazoa; Chordata; Actinopteri; Clupeiformes; Clupeidae
Product: zinc finger protein 585A-like
Exons: 3
Coding region: 1-1893 (630 amino acids)
Biological process (GO): negative regulation of transcription by RNA polymerase II
Molecular function (GO): DNA-binding transcription repressor activity, RNA polymerase II-specific
Source: RefSeq, a predicted model, not a curated record
AUGUUGUACGAGUGUACUACAUGUGGAGAGAGAUUCAGAGCACAUUCAGAGCUCACUGCCCAUCAGAGCACACAUACAGAUGGACAGGCAUGCCAUUGUUUUCAGUGUGGGAAAGGCUUCAUUCAGAAGUCUGAUCUCAAGAUACACCAGAGGAUCCAUACUGGAGAAAAAACAUAUCAGUGUUCUCAAUGUGGACAAACCUUUACUCGAUUAUGUAAUCUCAAACAGCAUCAGAUUAUCCAUACAGAAGAAAAGCCUCUGUGUGGAAAAGCCUUUGCUCGAAAAUCUGAUCUCAAGUAUCAUCAGAGGAUCCAUACUGGACAAAAGCCACAUCAAUGUUCUCAGUGUGGGAAAGCCUUUAUUCGGCAGUCUGAUCUCAAGAGGCAUCAAGGGAUCCAUUCUGAUGAAAAACCACAUCAAUGUUCUCAGUGUGGGAAAGCCUUUAUUCGGCAGUCUGAUCUCAAGAGGCAUCAAGGGAUCCAUGCUGAUGAAAAACCACAUCAGUGUUCUCAGUGUGGGAAAGCCUUUGCUCGAAUAUGUCAUCUCAAGGAUCACCAAAUGAUCCAUACUGGACAAAAGCCACAUCAGUGUUCUCAAUGUGGAAAAGCCUUUGCUCGAAUAUCUAAUCUCAAGGAUCAUCAAAUGAUCCAUACUGGACAAAAGCCACAUCAAUGUUCUCAGUGUGGAAAAGUCUUUAUUCUGAAGUCUUAUCUCAAGAAGCAUCAAAGGAUCCAUGAUGAAAAUACAUAUCGGUGUUCUCAGUGUAACAAAAUCUUUACUCGGAAAUCUGAUCUCAAGGAUCAUCAGAUGAUCCAUACUAGGGAAAAACCACAUCAGUGUUCUCAAUGUGGAAAAGCCUUUGCUCACAUAUCUCAUCUCAAGUAUCAUCAGAUGAUUCAUACUGGAGAAAAACCACAUCAAUGUUCUCAGUGUGGAAAAGCCUUUAUUCGGAAGUCUGAUCUCAAGAAUCACCAGAUGACCCAUACUGGAGAAAAGCCACAUCAGUGUUCUCAGUGUGGAAAAAGCUUUGUUCAAAUAUCUCAUCUCAAGAAUCAUCAGAUGACCCAUACUGGAGAAAAGCCACAUCAAUGUUCUCAGUGUGGGAAAGCCUUUGUUCGGAAAGCACAUUCAGAGCUCACUGCCCAUCAGAGCACGCAUACUGACGGAAAGGCAUGUCAUUGUUUUCAGUGUGGGAAAGCCUUUUCUCGGAAGUCUGCUCUCAAGAUGCAUCAAAGGAUCCAUACUGGAGAAAAAACAUAUCGGUGUUCUCAGUGUAACAGAAGCUUUACUCAGAAGUCUGAUCUCAAGAUACACCAGAGGAUCCAUACUGGAGAAAAGCCAUAUCAGUGUUCUCAAUGUGGAAAAGCCUUUACUCGGAAAUCUAAUCUCAGGCGUCAUCAGAUGAUCCAUACUGGAGAAAAGCCACAUCAGUGUUCUCAAUGUGGAAAAGCCUUUGCUCAAAUAUGUCAUCUCAAGGAUCAUCAGAUAAUCCAUACUGGAGAAAAACCACAUCAGUGUUCUCAAUGUGGAAAGGUAUUUAGUCAAAAAUGUAAUCUCAGAACACACCAGAGGAUCCAUACUGGAGAAAAAACACAUCAGUGUUCUCAAUGUGGAAAAGCCUUUGCUCAAAUAUCUCAUCUCAAGGAUCAUCAGAUGAGCCAUACUGGAGAAAAACCAUAUCAGUGUUCUCAAUGUGGAAAGGCAUUUAGUCAAAAAUGUAAUCUCAGAACACACCAGAGGAUCCAUACUGGAGAAAAACGACAUCAGGUCGACACACAGAUGCACUAUGGGAAACACAGGUGCACUAUGGGAAACACAGAUGCACUGUGGGAAACACAGCUGCACUAUGGGAACACACAGCUGCACAAUGGGAACCACAGGUGUCUGCGCUGA